Messenger RNA from Racocetra persica, 648 nucleotides. NCBI's taxonomy places the organism in Eukaryota, Fungi, Glomeromycota, Glomeromycetes, Diversisporales, Gigasporaceae. The record is from the annotation of a GenBank genome assembly.
CCCAUAACCAAAAGUGUUGAAAAUGACAUAACUGAAGGUGGUAAUUCUGAAGAUGAAUCUGAGAAUAGUCCACUAAGAGAAAUACAUACCGAGCAGACCUUUACUUUUUUUGAAGUGCUUGAGCAAUGCUUAAAAUGCUAUUCAACUCGAAUGAGUUUUAAAACAAAGAUAGUACAAGUAGAUUCUAUGAAAAAUCAAGAACGAGAGUCAGCAUAUAUUGAUUGUAAGUUUCUGCUAAAUGCUUCAUAUCGAAAACAUCCAAAUCUUGUCUUUAUCAACAAGUUUAAUGAGAAGCAUACUCACAAUUUGAGUAAUAGUGAAUUGCUUCAACAAUUUUCACCAUCUUUUCGAAAAAUAUUAUAUAAUAAGUUUCCUAAACAAAAAAUAUUUAAUAGAGAUCUUUAUAAUAUGAUAAGCAAAUUUAAAUCUGAAGCUCAAAACAAAAAUGAUGCAUUGACUUUGUAUGAAUAUUUAACAAAGUUAAAACAAGAAAUCCCGAUUGGUAUUUUAAGGUUGAUUUUAAAGGCCCAGUUCCAUGAUGUUGUUAUUAACAACAAUAUAUGCAAAACAAACAAAUAUAUGAUGCCUUUGAGUGUCUUUGUUAUAAUUAAUUUAAAUCAUCGAAGCCAAAUUGCAGCUAUAGCUGUG